Messenger RNA from Panonychus citri (citrus red mite), 838 nucleotides. RefSeq lists its product as uncharacterized. Lineage: Eukaryota; Metazoa; Arthropoda; Arachnida; Trombidiformes; Tetranychidae. Gene Ontology annotation, molecular function: structural constituent of ribosome. The transcript is spliced from 2 exons. The record is from RefSeq and is a predicted model, not a curated record. Bases 104 to 766 code for a protein of 220 amino acids. Gene Ontology annotation, cellular component: mitochondrial large ribosomal subunit.
AAAACCUCAUUUUCAUUUUUUCAGUUUAUUUUUGUUUUUAUCUCAACUGAUUAGUUAAUUUCUUCUUAAUUGUGUUAAUUGUUUCUUUCUCUAUUUUGAUUAUAUGGCUUCAUUGAAAACUCUAUUCUCUUCACCAAUCAAAUCUUUCGGUCAUAUUCCACUUAGAUUGUUUUCCUCACAAAAAACAUCCAUUGGUAAGAAAAGAUUCCGUUUACCAGUUGAACAAGAUGCAGAAAAAUUAGUUAAUUAUGUUUGUGGAUCAAACAUCUACCAGAAUGGUGAAGAUAUCAAAUUAAAAGAUGAUAGUGAAUAUCCUGAGUGGAUUUGGAAGAUUAAUGUUCACCAUUAUCCGAGAACAAGUGAUUAUGAUCCAAAUACUAAAGAAUUUUGGGAAUUUGUUGAAAUUCGACAUUUAAUCAGAUUGUAUCGAUUAAAAGCAAAUCGACCUAAACCUUCAAUGGCGAUUGGUAAAGCUGAGAGAGAUUAUCAAGAGAGAAUUUUAAGAUCUCGAGUAAAAGCUAUUCUACCCGAAGCAAUCGAUCAUGGUUAUGAUCCUAAAGAGAUUAUGGAAGAACCUGUUAAUCCGAGGAUUCAUUUAAAGCCCGAAAUUGAUGAAACUAUUGUUCCUUAUGAUGAGAUAGAGGAACCACCUUUGUUUGAUAAGCUCUCCAUGUACAGAGCCUUAACGAAGGCAUCAAAUAUGAGGAUAGAUAAAAUUGGCGAUGCCGCGACCAAACCGAAGAUAAAAAAACCAAAAACUGUUUAGAAUUUAAAGAUUUUCUUUCUAAAGAAAAUUAGAUCUGUAAUAUUGUUAAUAAAUAGAUUUAAAAGUAAAUAA